AUGAGCAAAAAAAAAUAUUUAUCAACUUUAGGAAUUGAACAAGACAAUCAAGAUGAAGAUAAUAAUGGUGAAAUUAAAUUUGCAGUUAGUGGUUCAAACGGUUAUGAUGGUCAUGGUGAUAGAUCAAGAGGUUGUGAUAGUUGUGGUGGUAGAUUAAAAGGUCGUGAUAGUCGUGAUGGUAGAUCAAGAGGUCAUGGUAGUUGUGAUGAUAAAUCAAGAGGUUAUGAUGGUCAUGAUAGUGAAUCAAGAUGUCGUGAUGAUCAUGGUAGUAGAUCAAGAGGUCGUGGUAGUCAUAGUGGUGGAUCAAAUAUUUUCUAG
Messenger RNA from Funneliformis mosseae, 318 nucleotides. Lineage: Eukaryota; Fungi; Glomeromycota; Glomeromycetes; Glomerales; Glomeraceae. The record is from the annotation of a GenBank genome assembly.